CAUACGCCACCAUCAUCUAGCAUAUAUAAAUCCAUGUCCUGUGGCCAAAAUAUCAUAGAAUUAUUCAAAGGGAGUUUGGGAGAAUUUCGAAGACUGGUAGUUCUGCCCUGGCUUUCGUCUGCGUUGGUUAUGCCGUUUACUCUACCGGUUGCUUUAGCAUCUGAUUUGAAAAAAAUAGCACUAUUUAGAUCAUGGAGCAGGUUUCUUUCUGGUCAAAUUGUUACGAACCUCAGAUUUUAUCAUUCCAAGAAGUUCUCGACUGGCGAUUUUUCAGUUCAGAAGAUUUUCUUGUUUCCUUUAUCAAUUGCACCUAGUGGGAGGUUUUUGUGUAUGGUUGAUGACACAUCUGUUUUGAGAUACUCUGAAGAGGAAAUUGUGAGGACUGAAGCCUGCGUCAAUUCAGAGAAGUUUUACCACAUCUCUGGGUUUUGGAAGUAUUGAACAUACUAGCACCGUUUGUUCAGACUUCAGACUUUUGUAACAUCCAUCAUAUUUUCUCACUACAAAUCUCUAUUCAGAGUGAUGAGAUUUCCUAAGGGUUGCAUCAGAUUACACAUAUUUGAUUGCAUAAUAAUGUCUGGAGCUUUUGGAUGACAUUGUCUUGGCUCUGACAACGUCUUUCUCUUGAUCAGUAUCAAGAUACUCUGCACUCUGCAGUUCCACUUGCUUGCUACCUUCUCAUCGUGUGAUGUUUCUUUGAUUAACUGUCGUAGUGUACCUUAGAAUAAGGCUGUGACUGCCAUCCAUCACGAUCUCAGUGGUUUGCUUGCUUUGAAGGACAGUGCACUGGAAGAAUUAAAGAUGGAUUUGGUCAAAUCAGCCAUAUCUAUUACUAGCUAUUGAAUGCCAUAAUUUAGACAAGUAUAGCAAUUUGAGUUUCUUUCUUCCUUUCUUUUCUGUUUUGCAAUAAGUGUUGUUGACGCAGCUGUUGAAGUACAAGAAUGGAAAGGUACACGGUCAUUAAGGAAGUUGGUAAUGGCACUUUUGGAAAUGUUUGGCGUGCACUAAGCAAGCAAUCUGGUGAAGUGGUUGCAAUAAAAAAAAUGAAGGAAAAAUUUUAUUCAUGGGAAGAAUGUAUAAGCCUUAGAGAAGUGAAGUCACUCAAAAAAAUGAAUCAUUCAAAUGUAAUCAAGCUGAAAGAAGUUAUUCGAGAAAAUGAUGAAUUAUAUUUUGUGUUUGAGUACAUGGAAUGUGAUCUAUACCAGCUUAUGGAAGACAGGAGAACUUACUUUUCGGAAGAUGAAGUUAGAAAUUGGUGCUUCCAAGUGUUUAAAGGUCUUGCACACAUCCAUCAACGUGGAUACUUUCAUCGUGACCUCAAGCCAGAGAACUUGUUGAUAUCCAAGGAUACCGUUAAAAUUGCUGAUUUUGGUCUUGCGCGCGAGAUUCACUCUCAACCACCUUUCACUGAAUAUGUCUCAACCCGCUGGUAUCGGUCUCCUGAAGUUCUACUCCAAUCACAAGCAUAUGGUCCUCCAGUUGAUAUGUGGGCAAUGGGUGCAAUAAUGGCUGAGUUGUUCACACUGCGCCCUUUAUUUCCGGGUAACAGCGAGCCUGACGAAAUUUACAAGAUAUGCUGUGUAAUAGGCAGUCCAAAAAACUGGGAAUGGCCUGAAGGACAUAAACUUGCGCGUGCAAUGAAUUAUGUGUUUCCAGAAGUUGCUGGAGUCCCUCUGUCUGGGCUGAUGCCAGGUGUUAGUAAGGAUGCAAUCAAUCUUAUCAAGUCCCUUUGUUCAUGGAAUCCGUGCAAGAGGCCAACAGCCUCGGAGGUGCUUCAACAUCCAUUCUUCCAGAGCUGCUUUUAUGGUUCAUCACUGCACAAUAGGCCUGCUCUUGCAAGAGCUCCUCCUCUUGCUGGAACACACGGAGUUUUCAAGCAAAACAACAGUGGGAGGUUCCCAGCUGGUGCACAAAAGCUGGAUAUGAACAAUCAAGCUGCUACUAAUAGUGACAAAAACAUGAUGCAUCAGCAACCAAGAUAUAGGCCACCUGGAAUGAGGCCACCAAAUGGUUAUAUGGAGAAUGUCUACCGAGCAUCCGAUGCUGCUGAUAAGCUGGCAAACAUGACUGUUGGCACUGAUAGGCCAAUGGUUAAGAAGCCUUCUGUUCCUGCCCCAACUAUGAAGGCGGGAGGCUGGCGUGGGCAAUCGGGUAUGUUCCAUGAACGAUCCCGACAACACUUUCCCGGGAGAACUCACACCGGGAAAUUUGGUGGUUAAAGAAAUACUGUUUCACGUUCACAAGUAAGUUUCCUCUGUUCUUUUUGCCUGCUUCAUACCUGUCUGAACGUCAUUUGUUGUUUUUGUCUUGUCGAUCUGUUGGGAUAGCUACAAACUUCUACAGCAUGCUGUGUGAGAUGAUACAUACAUAAAUAUGUGUGUGUGUGUGUAUAUAUUUAUAUAGAUAUCAUUUGCUGCA
Molecule: messenger RNA, 2418 nt
Organism: Andrographis paniculata
Lineage: Eukaryota; Viridiplantae; Streptophyta; Magnoliopsida; Lamiales; Acanthaceae
Product: cyclin-dependent kinase F-4-like
Exons: 19
Coding region: 942-2219 (425 amino acids)
Biological process (GO): protein phosphorylation; intracellular signal transduction
Cellular component (GO): cytoplasm; nucleus
Molecular function (GO): ATP binding; protein serine/threonine kinase activity
Source: RefSeq, a predicted model, not a curated record